CGAUCAUCACAGAACACUUCGCCAUAGCUGUACAACAUAUCGACUCUCAUCUUGCCCCUCAUCUUUACUAUCGAAUCGUUCGACAUCGCGGAACCUCGAGACAAGAGGGGAAUUCCGUUCGACCGUGUCGACCUUUCGACUGCGGGCUCCACACUAGGCCAUCAAUAUUCCGGCAAAGAUUACAACAUUCAAUUCUCAGGUUGUCCAGCGUAGUGCUACUCCUGGGUACGGAAGUCUAGUGUGCAAAAAAGUCUACCGUUCAUCAUCCAAGGCCACUAUUACCAAGCCCUCUCGAUAGCACCACAUCUUCGCCUGCUUCUUCGAGAUUGCAUUAUUCUCCACUAGGAUAUGCCUCAACAGGGCUCUGAUCAAUCCCGUUCACAGUCGGGCUCGGGGCCGUUCCGCUUGUCACUGCAACUACCGGAAAAGAAACGCCAACAACUUCAGGCUCACGAGAGGAAACAGACCACCAGCCAGUCGUCCAACAACAACGGUUCUUCCGGAGGCUCCUCUUCUGGAGGUUCAGCUCAAGCUAACGGACCGAUGACGCCCGGAGCUGGAAAUGCGGCGGGGUCGUUCUACAACAACUCGCCGUCCACGAACAACAACAGCAGCAAUAAUCCGAGCGGCGGUAACGUCAACAACAGCAACACCAUGAACCCCGGUGGAGCGGCUUCCUACAUCCACCAGCAGGCUCCUGAAGGAUUCGGUGACUCCCCCGUUCCUACACAAUACCCGUUUACGAUCGGAAUGCACGUCCCCGGGUACACCGCGGCGGACCAUCAGGCGGUUCAACAGGCGAGGACGACGAGCAUGAGUAAUGCUUCUGGGAUGAACAAGAUGCAACAACAAGCCGGUCAAAUGGCUGCUCCUUUGUCAUCGGCCCUGGCGAACAACCCGCAUAGCUAUGUUCCGAUAGGUAUGGGUUUGGCCGGGCCGGGCGAGGGGAUGAGUCCGGGAGGGAGUAUCGGAAGUUACAACGAUCAGGGAGGUGUGUCGGGUGGUCCAGGGACGGAAGGUGGACGUCAGAGUAUCGGAGGGGGGUCCAAUUUGAUGCCCGGGGUCCCCGAUCCAGAGACAUUCGAGUUUAUGAAACGUAAACGCUGGCCACAACUCUUGAUGCAAGAACUCGUCGGUGCCGCCGUGUGGUGUUUGAUCCCUUACGACUCGUCGCCACAGACAGGACCUGGUCGAGGUCGGAGCGGAUGGAAGAUCAUCUUCGCUUCGCCGGCCACGCACGAGUUGUUGGGUUACAAGCCAGAAGAAGUCGAGGGCAACGAUUGGGCGGAUUUUGUCUAUCCGAUCGAUCUCGCCCGAUUGAUGCAGAACAUCCGUGCUUCGAUCGCCUCCUCCAACGAACCCACCGGUUCGCCGCCACAACAACAUCACUUCCAACUCAGUAGCUCGAGGACAUCGGCUUUCGAUCCUCCUACUGUAUCGUCGAAUGUCCCUCUAGGCAACUUUGCCGGUCCAUCGAAAUCACUGAACGUAUACACGAGGAUGGUCUGCAAGGACGGCAAGGAGACGUUGUUUGAACUGAGAGGUCAUCCAUACUUUGGCGACGAAUACGAUGAACCCGGUACACCCGAUUCGUCCGGGAGCAAUGGCGGCUUCGACGGAGGUGGUGUCAUGGGGACGACCAGGGCGCAGCGAAGGUCCUUUGGAGCGGGGAUAGGUGGAGGAAUGGGCAUAGAUGACGACGAUGAGCGGUCUUGCAAGGCGUUCUGGGUUAUGGGUAGGAAAUGGCAGGGACAGGGAGAUGGAGGCGCAAAGAUGCUGGACUCGUUCCUGGAGCUGAAGAUGGAGAAUGAGAGGUUGAGGCAAGAGUUGAGAGACUUGCAAGCUCGGCCAUUUGCUGCUCGUCAAUCCGUCAGCCAGUACAACCCGAUGCCACCAUCCGCAUCCAGCAGCAAGAACGAGAACAUCAACACAGGCUACAUGGGCAACCUCAACUCGUCCGACGAGGACGAUGACGAGGACGAUGAUGAUGACGACCGCUCGAUGAUGCAGGCCCGCAACAUGUCGACGAGUGGUCCCGUGGGAAUGCAGAACAUUCAGUUCCAGACAAACGAGUCGUUCCAGCUCGGAGGAGGAUUGCUCGACGACAAGAAGGCCAAGAAACCGAAGUUGAGCAGCAAGAACCCGGAGUAUCUCUGCCGAAACUGUGGAAGGAACGAUUCACCAGAAUGGCGAAAGGGCCCGCUGGGACCAAAGACACUCUGCAACGCAUGUGGUCUCCGAUGGGCCAAGCGAAAUGCUGGCAACAUCCCUCGGCGAAAACCCAAGGACAAGGACAAGGACGACGGAAAGGAAGGCGGGCCAUCCAUGGACACUGAAAGCAUCUACGAUGCUGGUAUGAUGGACAUGGCCUGAGCCGAGACGCAUAUCCAGCUCUCGCACAUUUAACGACCUCUUGACGACCCUCCGAUUGUUUACGGCUUCUCGACUCGUUUCCAUUAUCCUUUUCGAUUUCUCGUGCUUUGGUUACAUCGCUUGGAUAGAAUCCAGCCAUUACUUUAGCGAAUUAGCGAAGCGAUGGACCUUGUAGUCUCGAUAUAUACGAUGUGCGACGCGGGAUAUAUACACGCGAAUACCGAUACUGAGUGGUCUGGUCAUG
This is a messenger RNA of Filobasidium floriforme, 2617 nucleotides long. RefSeq lists its product as uncharacterized. Lineage: Eukaryota; Fungi; Basidiomycota; Tremellomycetes; Filobasidiales; Filobasidiaceae. The transcript is spliced from 9 exons. The record is from RefSeq and is a predicted model, not a curated record. The coding region runs from base 349 to 2373 and encodes 674 amino acids. Gene Ontology annotation, biological process: regulation of DNA-templated transcription. Gene Ontology annotation, molecular function: zinc ion binding; sequence-specific DNA binding; protein binding.